Molecule: messenger RNA, 567 nt
Organism: Dromiciops gliroides (monito del monte)
Lineage: Eukaryota; Metazoa; Chordata; Mammalia; Microbiotheria; Microbiotheriidae
Gene: CFAP107
Product: cilia and flagella associated protein 107
Exons: 4
Coding region: 1-567 (188 amino acids)
Source: RefSeq, a predicted model, not a curated record
AUGCUUCCAUCAACCCCACAGCCAUGGUCUACUCCCAGUUGGCGAAUUGAGCCAACAUUUUCAACUAGAGUGCUCAUUGGAAACUGGGGAGAAGAGAGAAGAAAGUUCAUCAAAACUUCAAAACCAAAUUUCCAGAGCACUUUUCAAAGGGACUUUGUCCGGUUCCCAGAUCACAAAGCAGAUCAUAUAACAAAAUGGUAUUAUAUGAGAAGAAUUGAGGGUCUGCCAUAUAAGCACCUGAUAACCCACCAUGAGGAGCCGAAACAUCGGAAUUUGAUCAGCACAUAUGAUGACCAUUUCAACCGACAUGGCUACAACCCUGCCUUGCCACCAAUCCGUACCUGGAAUGGGCAGAAACUGGUGUGGCUGCCAGAGAAGUCAGACUUUCCCCUUCUUGCUCCCCCCACCAACUAUGGCCUCUUUGAGAAUCUCAUGAAGAAAUGGCAAGAGCCUACUAAGACUGACCCCAUGAACAGUGUUUACACCUUGUCUUAUGUAAGACACCCAGUGUCUGCUCUGUCCCGGCAUGAGCAUGCAAUCCCCGUUCCUCCUCCCCGCCUACAGUGA